Arabidopsis arenosa is the source of this 764-nucleotide messenger RNA. The record is from the annotation of a GenBank genome assembly. NCBI's taxonomy places the organism in Eukaryota, Viridiplantae, Streptophyta, Magnoliopsida, Brassicales, Brassicaceae.
AGACGAUCUAUUACUCUGCCCAAGAUUUAUUCUCAGAGGAGUGAUAUGUACCACUACUUAGGUUAUGCUCCCAUUCAUGGUGAUUACAAAGUUUUGUGUAUGACUAAAGGAAUGAAUAUUGGUUGGCGACGUGGUUUAGCUGAGGACCUUCGGGUUUUGACAUUGGGAAAUGGGAGCUCUUGGAGGAUGAUUGAAGAUUUCCCUCCUCACGCACCUGAGUCUCUUGAUCUAUGCAUUGAUGGUGUGAUAUACUAUGAAGCUUAUCUUGAAACAUAUCCAGCUUUUCUCGACAAAGAUAAAGCAGUCAUGAGUUUUGAUGUUAGGUCUGAAAAGUUUCAUCUUAUAAAAACACCAGAAACUGCUCUGUUUACAAAGCUGAGGGGAAACAUGAAUGGUGAGUUUGUUUUGGCACCAGAAACAAUGUUUCAUGAACCACCAUUUUAUGUUCUCUAUUAUGAUCCCAAGAAAAAUGCUGUGAGAAGAGUCUUCAUAGAAGGAAUCACGGAACUAAAGCUUUUACGGUGGGAUAGCCAUUUGAACCGUCGUGUAAUCUCUAUCUUCCCUGGUCAGGUUGAGAACCUCAUGUUUCUCUAACGAGUGCUCGCUCGUUGUUCAAUAGACUAGAAGACGGUAGUUUCACGGUUUUCGUGAUCAUCAUCAUGGAAGCAUUUGUUCUGAAUUCAGUUGUAGUUGAGUUUCAUCUUGUUACUUGGGAUCAGUGGCUAGCAAGAUAAAACAUACAUGAAUAAAAAAGGCACCUACAC